AUGUCUUCAUCGCUACAGCUCAUAAACCCCAAAGCAGAACUGAUCAGGCGCCAGCAGGCACUCCAGGUAAACAUUGCGGCCGCGCAAGGCUUGCAGCAAGUUUUGGCGUCGAAUUUGGGUCCAAAAGGCACACUUAAGCUUUUGGUAGAUGGAUCGGGAAAUUUAAAGUUGACCAAAGAUGGCAAAGUAUUACUUAGUGAAAUGCAAAUUCAGCAUCCUACGGCGGUGAUGAUCGCACGUGCGGCCACGGCACAAGACGAAAUUACGGGAGAUGGAACUACGAGUGUGAUUUUACUUGUGGGUGAGCUCUUGAAGCAAGCCGAGAGGUUUAUAAGUGAAGGUGUGCAUCCGCAGGUGAUUGUAGAUGGGUUUGAAACUGCUCGUGAGGGAGCAUUGAAGUACUUGGAUCAAUUCAAGACAGAAAAGACCAGUUUUGACCGAGAGUUUCUUCUUCAAGUUGCGAAAACGUCGCUUUCCACCAAAGUUUCUGCCGAUUUGGCGGAGGUUUUGACACCUAUAGUUACGGACGCUGUACUCACGGUGUCUGAAGGAGCUAAAGAACAAGCUGGAGCGAAAUCUGGGCCGCCUCAGAUCGACUUACACAUGAUUGAAAUCAUGACCAUGCAGCAUGGAGUUGGAAAAGACACCGAAUUGGUUCAUGGAUUGGUGUUGGAUCAUGGUGCUCGUCAUCCGGACAUGCCCAAGGUGGUGGAGAACGCAUACAUCUUGAUUCUCAAUGUGCUGUUGGAGUACGAAAAGACAGAGGUGAACCUGGGAUUUUACUAUUCUAGUGCAGAACAGCGGGAAAAGUUAGUGGCUCUGGAACGGAGAUUUGUUGACGAAAAGUUGCGGAAAAUCAUCGAUCUUAAGAACCAGGUGGUGGAACUUGGUUCUGAUCGUGGAUUUGUCAUCAUCAACCAAAAGGGCAUUGAUCCCAUGUCAUUGGAUGUUUUGGCCAAAAACGGCAUUCUCGCACUCCGUCGUGCCAAGAGAAGAAACAUGGAACGGCUCCAGCUCAUUUGCGGUGGAGAGGCCCAGAAUUCGGUGGACGAUUUGUCUCCCGAAGUAUUAGGAUUUUCCGGAACCGUCUACGAAAAUUCUUUGGGAGAGGAUAAAUUCACCUAUGUUCUCAACAAGGGAACUCGGCAAAAGGCCAAGAGUGCUACGAUUCUCAUCAAAGGACCCAAUAGCCAUCUGGUCCAGCAAACCAAAGAUGCGGUCCGUGAUGGGCUCCGUUCAGUAGCCAACGUACUCAAAGAUCAAGCAGUUAUUCCCGGAGCCGGAGCAUUCUUUUUGGGAUGCCACCACUAUCUUUUGCGUGAAUCUGGACUCAAUAAGGGAAGAACAAAGACCGGAAUUCAAGCAUUCGCAGAGGGGCUUUUGGUGAUUCCCAAGACACUUGCAACCAACGCCGGUCUAGACUCACUCGAAACGGUUUCCACGUGUCAAGACGACGUUGAGGAUGGCCGGGUUGUGGGGGUGGACUUGGCACUGGGAGAACCUAUGGAUCCUGCAGUGGAAGGAGUAUGGGAUUCUUAUCGAGUUGUAAGAAAUGCCAUUCUGGCUGCAGUGGGAAUAUCUUCAAAUCUUCUUCUUUGUGAUGAAUUGCUCAAGGCGGGCAAGAGUCAGCUGCAACCUACAAACUAA
Molecule: messenger RNA, 1647 nt
Organism: Meyerozyma guilliermondii ATCC 6260
Lineage: Eukaryota; Fungi; Ascomycota; Pichiomycetes; Serinales; Debaryomycetaceae
Gene: CCT6
Product: chaperonin-containing T-complex subunit
Exons: 1
Coding region: 1-1647 (548 amino acids)
Biological process (GO): protein folding
Cellular component (GO): chaperonin-containing T-complex
Molecular function (GO): ATP-dependent protein folding chaperone; ATP hydrolysis activity; ATP binding
Source: RefSeq, a predicted model, not a curated record